CCCCCACCAGAACACUCGCCAUUUUAUCUUCUCAAAGUAUUUCUUUUUCUUCCUCUCAUUUUGUCCCUUAAAACCCCUCCCAAUUCCUGACAGAAUGGCCAAAGGAGGCAAGCUAACCAAGCUGAAGUCAGUCCUGAAGAAACUGAACUCAUUCAACAGCAAGCAAAGCCGCCCGAGUGGAAGCUCGAUAGCUGCCACCGCUGAUGACUCCUCCACCUCUUCCUACUCUGUGGGAGACCUCCAUCCGGUCUAUGUAGGAAAGUCACGCAGACGCUACCUUAUCAGCUCUGAUAUCAUCGACCACCCUUUGUUUCGCGAGCUUGCAGAAAGGUCGAGUGAGUCUGAUGAUCAUACAAUAAGCAUUGCUUGCGAGGUUGUUUUGUUCGAGCACUUGCUAUGGAUGUUGGAGAAUGGUGAUACACAGGCUGAGUCUUUAGAUGAGCUUGUCGAAUUCUACGCUUGUUGAUGAUGAUGCCAAAAAUCAAUGUCCGAAAAAGAAAAAUAUAUAUAUAAUAUAUAUAUAUAUAUUUACUUGGGCAACUAAAGAUGAUGAUGAUGAUCAAUAACUGUGAACUGCAGUAUUGGUAUAUAUUUAGAGAGUUGAGUUUAUUUGUAAAUUGAUGAAAUAAUGAUGAUUAGUGGUGUAGAAAGCAAAAAAAAAAAAAAAAUCAUAGAAAAAGGAAUAUUGGAGGGAAGAGUUCUAUUGUUAUUCUGGGAGGGUGAGGAUUAACACAUUUUACACCAGCUAAUCUUUGAGACUGGUGAGGAUCAUAUUUGUUUGUACUUCAAAAAACGUUUUUUUUUUUUUUUCUUAUUCACAUGUAUAAUGCUCUUACAUUAUUCCUCAUAUUGAGAGAAUUUGAUGUGCCCAAUUCAAAUUU
Messenger RNA from Ricinus communis (castor bean), 881 nucleotides. RefSeq names its product auxin-responsive protein SAUR76. The coding region runs from base 95 to 466 and encodes 123 amino acids. Gene Ontology annotation, biological process: response to auxin. The transcript has a single exon. The record is from RefSeq and is a predicted model, not a curated record. Lineage: Eukaryota; Viridiplantae; Streptophyta; Magnoliopsida; Malpighiales; Euphorbiaceae.